AUGGCAGAGUACGCCAAUAACGUGCUUACCACCUACAACAAUAACACAAACUAUGUGGACUGUGCCAAGGUUUGUAAAACAGACUGUGUGUCCUUUGCCUAUGACCCCGAGACCAAGGAAUGCAAGACGUUUACCAAGAUGUUCUGUCGGAAUUAUACCGCAACGAAAUCACCAAACAUUUUGAUGUUUGCGAAGAUGGAUAGGGAGCUAAAGAAUAGUCCUGCUGAUUGUAGCGAGGUCAACACAGAUGUCUACUGCUCAGGUAUUUACCGAAUUACGCCGACACCGGGAGUCAGCUUCGACGUGUACUGCGACAUGGACACGGCAAAUGGACCCUGGACGGUAAUACAAAACAGGCAAAAUGGCGACGAGGAAUUCUACAGACCUUGGGCUGACUAUAAAACAGGCUUUGGUAACCUCCGUGGAAAUUUCUGGCUGGGAAAUGACGCAAUUCACCACCUCACCUCCACAGAUUCCAUUCUCCGUAUUGAAUUGGUCACAUGGCUAGGUGAUGCUGCGUAUGCCCAGUAUUCCACGUUCAGAGUUGAAAACGAGACCGAAAAAUACAGACUGACUAUAUCCGGGUUUUCUGGUGACGUCAAACAAAAUAAUAUGGCCACUCACAACGGAAUGUCAUUCUCGACAUACGACAGAGAUAACGAUCUUGGCAGUCGACACUGUGCCGAGAAAUACAAAGGCGGAUGGUGGUACAACAAUUGUUACGACGCAAAUCUAAACGGCGCUGUAUACAUGCCUGGCGAGGGUAACUUGAAAUCGCUUGUCUGGGAUAACUUUUACCCAGAUAUAGCUUACCCUCAUAUGAUGACGACAAGGAUGCUUGUGAAACGCUCAUAUUAACUGAUAGCGUUCAUCCUGUUCUAUUUGUUAUAUACAAGUAAGUCUUUCGCUGGUUAUUUCACAUGACCGU
Molecule: messenger RNA, 928 nt
Organism: Mizuhopecten yessoensis (Yesso scallop)
Lineage: Eukaryota; Metazoa; Mollusca; Bivalvia; Pectinida; Pectinidae
Product: angiopoietin-related protein 7-like
Exons: 5
Coding region: 1-858 (285 amino acids)
Source: RefSeq, a predicted model, not a curated record